Molecule: messenger RNA, 2182 nt
Organism: Athene cunicularia (burrowing owl)
Lineage: Eukaryota; Metazoa; Chordata; Aves; Strigiformes; Strigidae
Product: low affinity vacuolar monovalent cation/H(+) antiporter-like
Exons: 16
Coding region: 16-1698 (560 amino acids)
Biological process (GO): calcium ion transmembrane transport; intracellular calcium ion homeostasis
Cellular component (GO): membrane; endomembrane system
Molecular function (GO): calcium:proton antiporter activity
Source: RefSeq, a predicted model, not a curated record
CGCACCAGCGCCGCCAUGGCCAGCGAGGGGGAGUCCGGCCCCCAGCGCCGCCGCUGCUGCACGCAGGAGGCCCCCGAUGUCCCCAAGGCCACCGAGCCCCAGGGUGACAGCGACAGCCGGGGCUCCCUCUGUGACCGGCACUGCGCUGCCAUCAACAACGUGCAGGGUGACCUGGGUGACCUGGGCUGUCACCUGCACCGUCCCCGUGUGCCCCCAGCUGUGUCCCCCCUGUCCUGCUGCCAGCAGCACUCGGAGGAGGUUUGCGAGAGCUGCGUGGUGAAAACCACCCUGACGGCUGAAAACGCCGUGGAGGCCAACAAGCUCUCCAACAACUAUAAGUUUGGCUUCAAGAAAUGGAAGAGCCACGUGACGGCGCGGCCCUGGGAGGACCGAUCGGAGAUCGUCAAGGAGCUCUACUCCGACCUCAAUGUCAUCCGUGGCUCUGGAGGGUCCACGGUGACGUGUGGGAACAUCCUCUACCUGCUGCUCUUCGGCUGGUGGCUCUCGCUCCUCUACGUCCUCGUGGCUGCUGUGAUGUUUGUCACUGUUGUGGGGGCUCCUUAUGGGUGGCUCUGCUGGGACCUGGCCGGGUAUUUCCUCUGGCCCUUCGGCAAAGUGAUCCAGAAGGUGGAGGUCUCCAAGUCGAGCCGGGUGCUGGGUGCGUGCGAAGCCGGCGCGGGGGAGAGCUCAGCCCUGCUCGGGGGCCCCGUGCCGCGGCGCUGGCGCCCGUGGUGCUGGGUGGACACCGGACACUGGCAGCGUGCCGGUGCCGUGGCAUGGCUGUGCCUGGGCUACCCGGUGCUGGUGCUGGCCCAUGGGCUGGUGUGUGUUGCCGCGUGGCUCCUCAUCUUCCUCAUCCCUGUGGCCAAGCUGAGUGCCCGCGCAGCCGCCCGUGUCCUGCUGCUGCCCCCGGAGCAGGUGCUCGUCCGGCGUCUGAGGAUGACGGAGGUGCCGCUGGAGGGGGAGGUGAUUCUCUGCUGCUACCGCGCUGUCAACCCCUACUACUACAAAUACGCUGUGGAUGGGAUCAACGUCUUCGCAAUGGACAACAACGGCACUCUCUACUACAGUCAUGUCCAACCCCUGGUGUACACAGUGUCCCUCCUGCUCCCCGCCGCCUACCUCAUCGGCCUCUUCUUCACCCUGAAAACUCACUCGCACAUCUACGACAUCCACAUCAGCGACUGUCACAUGCCUGGCCAUCACCACAGCGCUGUGGUCCACUGGUCUCGCUGGCGAGCCCUGGUCAUCCUCCUGCUCUCCACCCUCUGCAUGUCCGCCUGUGCCGACCUGGCCACGGAGCACAUCAGCCCCAUCCUCACCAACUCCACCAUCUCGCAGUACUUCAUUGGUGUCACCGUGCUGGCAAUGGUGCCUGAGCUGCCAGAGAUUGUCAAUGGCAUCCAGUUCGCUCUGCAGAACAACCUGAGCUUGAGCAUCGAGAUCGGGAACUGCAUCGCUGUCCAGGUCUGCAUGCUCCAGAUCCCCAUCCUGGUGCUCUUCACCAUCUUCUAUCCCACCAACUUCACACUUGUCUUCAGCGACCUCCACGUCUAUGCCAGCAUGUUCAGCGUGGUGCUCAUGAACUACAUCUUCAUGGAUGGCAAAUGUGACUAUUUCCAAGGCACGGUGCUGGUGAUGGUUUACUUCAUCCUCCUGGCUGUGUAUUUCUUCGCCCCAUCGCCCAGUGGUUGCUGAGGUUUGGACUCUUUCUCCAACCCUCUCGUUGGGUUUGGUGCCUGUCACAGCAUUAUCCAGUGUCUCAGGGACUCGGCCGGGCUUGCUCCGGGCUGGAAGCGUCGUUUGCUGAAGCUGCUGCUGCUGCCUGGCUCUCCCAGUGGGAGAAGCCAACGGGGCUUCAGGGAUGGGAAAGGUGGUGGCAACCAAAGCACUCCUGAACCAAGAAGGAGCCUCAGCACCUGAGCACUUCACAGAGGUUUUUCCAGCCUGCACAUGUGUGGCUGGGAGGAGAACUGUCCCUAGUUUUGGAGGGUCUUGAAGGGAGUUUCUGUCUGGUCUCAAGGACAGACCCCUCCCCUGGGAUGUGUUGCACUGGGAGAAGGUGCCUGAGAAGAACCUCUCUCCCUUCGGGGCAGUGGGUGAUCCUGAGCCUGGAAGGGACUUGGCUCUGGGGAUCAUACAAGGCUUCUUGAUGGUACUAGAAAUGCACUAAAAGGUUAUU